AUACAGCCUACAACAGGAAGUGAGCUGCGUGGCCGCGACAAAGUUUCAUACAGAAUAAAGCAGUUUCGACUCUUGUUUGUGCAGCAGUUGCAUGCCCCCGCCUCUCUGUGGUUGAUUUAACAGGAUGCUCUCACCGUCGCUGCUACCAGAUGGUGCUUGAAGCUUUGGCCGGUGGACAGACACCAUGAAGGCAGCGCGUCUUUUCCUCUUGUUGUUCAGCUUCUACCAGACGUCUCUCCCAGCUCGAGUCUCUGUGGCUAUCUCUCCCAGCAGAUCACAACAUUUUGAGUAUGAGAAACUGUCAGUCGCCUGUGGUGGUUGGACGGCGUGGAGAUACACCACCAACAGCUGGAAUCUGAGCCGGUGUGAGUUGGGCUGGGGCGUCAAACCUUCGUCUUCCUGUGACAUCGCCACGGCCAAGGCCACAGACAGCGGCGUGUACUGGUGUCAGUCCAGACACGGAGACAGCAGCAACGUCGUCAACAUCACCGUCACCGGUGGACCAGUGAUCCUGCAGAGUCCUGUCCUCCCUGUGCCGGAGGGAGAAGACGUCACUCUGCGCUGCAUUAAAAGGAACUCGUCCGUCCUCUCAGCUAAGUUCUAUAAAGAUGACGUCUUCAUCGGGAGAGGGCCUAAAGGUUAUUGGACCCUCCGCCAUUUCUCCAGGUCGGGUGAAGGAUUCUACAAAUGUAAAGUCGGUGAUGAAGAGUCUCCACCCAGCUGGAUGCCGAUGAAAGAUGACUCUGUGCCGGCCUCUCUCUUGGCGUCUCCGGACGUCUCUCAGCUGUUUGAGUACCACCCUCUGUCUCUGAGCUGCGGGAACAACAGCCGAUCUCACGGCUGGAGGAUUAUCAGAGCCACCAAGGUGGACGGGAAGGAGGGGAUGCUGGUGAACUGCAGCGAGAAAUGGGGCGACGCUUCGCCUUCUGGCUGCGACAUCCACACCGCCAAGAAGACGGACAGCGGCGUGUACUGGUGCGAGUCUCCCGCCAGGCAGCGGAGCAACUCCCUCAGCAUCUCUUUUUACGGUACAAGCCAUACAAACAACUGUCUCAGCAUCUCUUUUUACGGUACUGAUAAAAUGAUUCUGCAGAGUCCCGGCCGCCCUGUGAUGAAGGGAGAUAACGUCACACUGCGCUGCAGAACAAAAAAAGAUGGGGACUCCUCAGCUGGUUUCUAUAAAGAUGGCUCCUUCAUCAGGACUGAGCCUGCAGGUCACAUGACCAUCCUCAAUGUUUCCAGAUCUGAUGAAGGCCUCUACAAGUGCAACAUCAGCAGUGAUGGAGAGUCUCCACCCAGCUGGCUGUUUGUCAGAGAUCCCCUGAGUGAUAUGGAGGAAACUUCCUCCUCUAUGUCCUCGCCUCCGUCUGUGCUGACGCUGAUACGCCACCUGGUGGUCGUGUGUCCGUACUGCAUCUCCACCAUCCUGCUGGUGUCCAUAUGUCGACAGAAGCCCAAAGGUAACGCCAACCUUCUGCGGAGCCUCAGCAGCCGUGCAGGAAGGAAGCAGCGUGUUUCUAUGACGAUGUCUCCACCCAACGAGGACGAUGAGGGAGUGGACCGAGCGUAUGAAGAUGUCAUUGCUGAUGUCACCACUGAGCAUACUUUCUAAACUCUCUCUCUCUCUUGUACACUGGAGACCCACUC
Molecule: messenger RNA, 1647 nt
Organism: Sander lucioperca (pikeperch)
Lineage: Eukaryota; Metazoa; Chordata; Actinopteri; Perciformes; Percidae
Product: sialoadhesin-like
Exons: 9
Coding region: 185-1612 (475 amino acids)
Biological process (GO): cell surface receptor signaling pathway
Molecular function (GO): transmembrane signaling receptor activity
Source: RefSeq, a predicted model, not a curated record